AUGUCUUUAUUUAUUUUUUCUCGCUGGCUUCUUUCUUUUUUUCUUUCUAAAAUUUUCUCGGAUUUUUUCUGUCUUAUUUUUCUCUAUGCCUAUUUUUCCUUCUCUAUUUUUCUAUUUUUCACCCUCACUUAUUUUUCUACCUUCUAUUUCUCUUCUUCCCGCUCUCCUUCAACUCUCGUUUUCUCUCGACUCUACACUUUUCUUUCCUCUUAUAUUAAUUUAAUCUUCCCCCUCUCCAUCACACGUCUUUUUCUCCUGCUAUUCCUAUUUUCUCCCAUUUCAUGUUUGUCGCUUCUUUCUUCCUUUCUUUCUUUCUUUCUUUCUUUCUUUCUUUCUUUCUUUCUUCUUCAAUGCUUUCCCCGUUUGAUCUUCACAAUAUUAUCUUCUCCCUCCUUCAUUGUCUUUCACCUCUUACUUUUCUUCUUCAACACUUCCUCCGCUUGUGCUUCCAUAACUCUUUUUUUCAUUUCUCCUCUUUUAUCUUCCUACCACUUUUUUUCUCUGCCUCCUCUUCAACCCUCAUUUUCUUCCUAUUUUUCUUACGUCUCUCACUUCACCAUUCCGUUCUUUCUCUACAGCGUGCUUCUUUUAAUUUUUCUCUUUUUCUUUCUACUUCCUUUCAUUUUCCUCUUCUUUCUUUCAUUGUUAUCGUCUCCUCUCUUUCUUUCUUUCUUUCUUUUUGUCUUUCCUUCUUUUUUCUUUAUUCUCAAUCUUCUUUCUUUCUUUUCUUUUCUUUCUUUUUUCUUUAUUCUCAAUCUUUCUUUUUCUUUCUUUCUUUAUUCUCAAUCCUUCUUUCUUUCUUUUUUCCUUUUUGUCUUUCUUUCUUUUUAUUCUCAAUCUUUAUUUCUUUUCUUUUCUUUCUUUCUUUUUUAUUCUCAAUCUUUCUUUCUUUUUCUUUCUUUCUUUCUUUCUUUAUUCUCAAUCAAUCUUUCUUUCUUCUUUAUUCUCAAUCUUUCUCUCUUUCUUUUUCCUUUUUUGUUUUUCUUUUUUCUUUAUUUUCAAUCUUUCUUUCUUUCUUUCUUUCUUUAUUCUCACUCUUUCUUCUUUUUUUCUUUCCUUUUCUUUAUUCUCAAUCUUUCUUUCUUUCCUUUUCAUCUAUCUAUCUAUCUAUCUAUCUAUCUAUGCCUAUCUAUCUAUCUAUCUAUCUAUCUAUCUAUCUAUCUAUCUAUCUAUCUAUCUAUCUAUCUAUGUAAGCCUUUUCAGCUAUCUAUCUAUCUAUCUAUGUAUGUAAGCCUUUUCAUCUAUCUAUCUAUCUAUCUAUCUAUCUAUCUAUCUAUCUAUCUAUCUAUCUAUCUAUCUAAGCCUUUUCAUCUAUCUAUCUAUCUAUCUAUCUAUCUAUCUAUCUAUCUAUCUAUCUAUCUAUGUAAGCCUUUUCAGCUAUCUAUCUAUCUAUCUAUCUAUCUAUCUAUCUAUGUAUCUAUGCCUUUUCAUCUAUCUAUCUAUCUAUCUAUCUAUCUAUCUAUCUAUCUAUCUAUCCUUUUCAUCUAUCUAUCUAUCUAUCUAUCUAUCUAUCUAUCUAUGUAUGUAAGCCUUUUCAUCUAUCUAUCUAUCUAUCUAUCUAUCUAUCUAUCUAUCUAUCUAUCUAUCUAA
This is a messenger RNA of Acanthosepion pharaonis, 1590 nucleotides long. Lineage: Eukaryota; Metazoa; Mollusca; Cephalopoda; Sepiida; Sepiidae. The record is from the annotation of a GenBank genome assembly.